Mugil cephalus (flathead mullet) is the source of this 582-nucleotide messenger RNA. RefSeq names its product histone H2A, sperm-like. Gene Ontology annotation, cellular component: nucleosome. NCBI's taxonomy places the organism in Eukaryota, Metazoa, Chordata, Actinopteri, Mugiliformes, Mugilidae. The record is from RefSeq and is a predicted model, not a curated record. The transcript is spliced from 2 exons. Gene Ontology annotation, molecular function: DNA binding; structural constituent of chromatin; protein heterodimerization activity. The coding region runs from base 1 to 534 and encodes 177 amino acids.
AUGUCUUCAAUUAUCCAAUCACUGUCUGACCCAUAUAAGGAGUAUUCUGCACUCCAGUGGUUAGCUGCGGUCUGUCUCAGGUUUAAGAAAGUGUGGUGUGCUGAACUCGGAGUCAAAAUGUCCGGCCGAGGAAAGAAAACUGCACCCAAACCCAAGUCUUCAGUGUCCCGGUCUUCCAGAGCAGGGAUCACUUUCCCGGUGGGACGCAUACACAGGAUGCUCAGGAAGGGCAACUACGCACAACGAGUUGGCAACGGCUCCGCAGUGUACCUCGCUGCCGUCCUAGAAUACCUCUGCGCUGAAAUCCUGGAGCUGGCCGGAAAUGCCAGCCGGGACAAUAAGAAGCACCGCAUCGCUCCUCGCCACAUCUUGCUGGCGGUGAAAAAUGACGAGGAGCUCAACAAGCUGCUCAUGGGGGUCACGAUCUCGGAGGGCGGCGUCAUCCCGAACAUCCAGGCCACGCUUCUUCCAAAGAAGACCAAGUCAAACAGAGACGAAAGCACUGCUAAAGAUGUCCAGUCUCAAGAAUUUUAGUUGACGCUUUAUCUAAUUUUUAUCCCAAUAAAGUGAUUUUAAAUUAUA